AUGUCUGAUGACGAGUCCGACCAUGCCAGCGGAGAUGCGCUCUCCGCCAGCGAUGACAGCCCAGCCAAGCCAGAGCCAAAGUCCAAAGCCAAGCGGGCCAAGAAGCGACUGAAUUACCCUUCUGAUAUUCCUCGCUUGACCAAGAAGGGCAAGGGAACUUAUGCCGUGGGCUUCGGACCGCUGCCUGACGGCAUCGACUGGUCUGCUCUCGAGACACCGGUACUGAAGGAACAGUGUGCCAUGCGAGACAUGCCCCAGAGUGGCAAACGAGAAGAAAUUGUUCAGCGACUGACCGACUACAAGGAGAAGGACUUCUCAGCCCUGGCCGCCAGGACUGAUGUCGUUGGCGUCCACAAAAGCGCGACUGGGGAACGACGCCGCACCGCCUGGCAGCAGGAUGCUUCAUCUCUUUUUCAAAAGAACCUCGCAAAGGCGAACGCGGAUCGCAUGUAUCUCCUCAAGUGGUUCGAUGAGAGCAUGGGCGGCAAGCAUGCCGCACGGUUCAACAUCUACAGUGAAAGCAAAAACACUUACAGCGUGCUCAUCGACAAGGCCAUCCGUUGUGACUGCCCAGCCGCGAAAUUCAAUCCCCGGCAAGCAUGCAAGCAUGCAAUCUUCGUGCUCGCUCUAGUCCUAAGAGUCCAGCCGCCGCUACUGUUUCAGACGAGCUUCAUCAAAGAAGAUCUUGCAGAUAUUCUGGAGCCAGUGCUAGGACCACCUGAUCAGAAGCUCAUCAUGCCUGCAGACCGCAACCACCUGGCUGGUGACGAUUGUCCAAUGUGUUUUCGCUCACCGGAUGAUGGCUCGACAACCCUUCAGUGCACAGCUUGUGGUGCCCAUAUUCACCAACGCUGCUUUAACCACUACUGCGUGUUCGAGUGCCCCCGGGACAACUUCCGCUGCGCGCUGUGUUUGCAGCCAUGGACCCAGCCAGGCACUUGGGGCCAGAAAGGCAUCGACAUUAAGAAUGCCGCCAUUGCUGAGGCAGAGGCUGCUGAGAAGGCAGCAGCGAAAGAGGCGAAGAAGUCUCUGGGAAAAAUCAGAAAGAACUGA
Molecule: messenger RNA, 1053 nt
Organism: Microdochium trichocladiopsis
Lineage: Eukaryota; Fungi; Ascomycota; Sordariomycetes; Xylariales; Microdochiaceae
Exons: 3
Coding region: 1-1053 (350 amino acids)
Molecular function (GO): ubiquitin protein ligase activity; zinc ion binding
Source: RefSeq, a predicted model, not a curated record